CACAAAAGGACACACCAAUCAUCUCUACCUGCCCGUUGGCCCAAUAGCAGCCGACGGUACGGGCCCAGACAAAAAGCAAUCCCCGUCGGCCGUCGCGACAAAGACCACCGUUUCGUACAAACGGAGCGAGCCGAGCUAUAAAAAGCCCAACGAACCACCCGUCAGUCCCUCAUCAGAUCUCACCCUCCCUCCCACACAGGAUAAGAGAAAGACAAAGAGAGAAACAGACGCCGAUCAUGUCCACCGGUGCCGGGAAAACCGUCUGCGUCACCGGAGCCUCCGGCUACAUCGCCUCCUGGCUCGUCAAGCUCCUCCUCUCCCGCGGAUACACCGUCAAGGCCUCCGUCCGCGAUCCUAACGAUCCGAGGAAGACCGAGCACCUCCGCGCGCUCGAUGGAGCUUCCGAGCGGCUCCAGCUGUUCAAGGCGAACUUGCUCGAGGAAGGCUCGUUCGAUUCCGUCGUCCAGGGAUGCGACGGCGUCUUCCACACCGCUUCGCCUUUCUACCACGACGUCCAGGAUCCUCAGUUGCAGAAAGAAUUGAUUGAUCCGGCGGUGAAAGGAACGCUGAAUGUUCUCAAUUCGUGUGCUAAGACCCCGUCGAUCAAGCGAGUUGUUCUGACUUCUUCGAUUGCCGCGGUGGCUUACAACGGCAAACCACGGACGCCGGAAGUUGUGGUUGAUGAGACGUGGUUUUCUAACCCGGACUUCUGCAGGGAAACUAAGCUUUGGUAUGUGGUUUCAAAAACUCUGGCUGAGGAUGCUGCGUGGAAGCUUGCCAAGGAGAAAGGCAUGGACUUGGUUGCCAUAAACCCUGCCAUGGUCAUCGGCCCACUGUUGCAGCCAACCCUUAACACGAGUGCUGCAGCAGUUCUGAGCAUAAUGAAAGCAGGAGCUCAAACAUUCCCAAACGCAACAUUCGGUUGGGUACACGUGAAAGACGUGGCCGAGGCACACAUCAAGGCAUUCAAGAUUCCAUCCGCUAACGGAAGGUACUGCUUGGUUGAGAAAGUUGCUCACUACUCCGAAGUGGUGAACACCUUGAAGAAGCUCUACCCUAGCGUCCAACUCCCAGAAAAGUGUGCGGAUGACAAGCCUUACGUUCCGACGUAUCAAGUCUCCAAGGAAAAGGCGAAAUCUCUGGGGAUCGAGUUCAUCCCGCUGGAGGUGAGUCUCAAGGAGACGGUGGAAAGCUUGAAGGAGAAAGGCUUCGUCGCCUUGUGACAGAGCUCUCUCCAGACCAGCUAGAAAUGCAAAAUCAAAUAAAAUGUAGAGAUCCUCUCGAACUUGUCUGGAAAUCUCUGCCUUAGCUUCAGGAGUUUUCACCUUUGUACGUGUAGUAGUCAUUGUAGUAGCUCUUCCGGUUUCUUCUGAUGAUUCUCUGCUACUAUCAGGAUUCCGCGGCUUUAUCCAAUCGAUUAGUCCUCCUCUGCCUUGUGCUUUUUCAUCCUCUCUUGAUCAGUCUCUUGUUACAUUAAUACUCUUGGCUGAAUAGAUAGGCUACUAUCUAUUGAAUGAUUAGGCCCGGUUUCGUAGUUAGAAUGAAUUGAAACCGAGUCAUGGUCGAACCGAGACCGUUCUCUUGAACCAAUGG
Messenger RNA from Linum tenue, 1593 nucleotides. The record is from the annotation of a GenBank genome assembly. NCBI's taxonomy places the organism in Eukaryota, Viridiplantae, Streptophyta, Magnoliopsida, Malpighiales, Linaceae.